Strongylocentrotus purpuratus (purple sea urchin) is the source of this 6370-nucleotide messenger RNA. RefSeq names its product mediator of RNA polymerase II transcription subunit 23 (gene med23). Bases 159 to 4256 code for a protein of 1365 amino acids. The transcript has 34 exons. NCBI's taxonomy places the organism in Eukaryota, Metazoa, Echinodermata, Echinoidea, Camarodonta, Strongylocentrotidae. Gene Ontology annotation, biological process: positive regulation of gene expression; regulation of transcription by RNA polymerase II. Gene Ontology annotation, cellular component: transcription regulator complex; mediator complex. The record is from RefSeq and is a predicted model, not a curated record.
AAUUUAGCAUUGGCAACUCCUGACCGUAGUUGGCGCUCUCGUAAACCAAAAUUUGAAGGAGUGAAAAGACUCUACAACCAUUUAAAUAUCAAACUGCCACCAUGCUGUACUGAUGUAGAAUUCUUCACCAAGAAGGAAAGACUUCAAAUAUCUCCGCCAUGGCAGUAACAGUAGGAAUGGAGCAACAGCUCCAUGAGAUGCUUGCAGAUGUACUGAGAACAACAGCAAUUGAAGAAGCAUUUGCCGGAUUUGUUUGCACACAAGACUCGGAGAAAAACAAGAUAAUUGUUUGUUAUGAAAAUUUCAUGCGCUUCUGGACAACUAUACCUGCUGAAUCUCAAGACCGCAUGCUGAAGCAGUAUGUCAAUCACAUCCACACUCUCACAUCCCAUCAGAGGGUUAGGAUCUUGUGUGAUAUCCUUGCUAAUGCUGUCGAGAAAGGACUCAUUCCAGCCAAGCUGGUGUGUGAGGCUUUGCUGACAUCCAAGGAUCUAGACUACAAGUCCUCUUACAUGUGGUGCCAGUCUUUCCAUAUCAUACAGAAGAUUAUCAACAGUGCUGACUACAAAGGAUGUCGCGAUGUUCUGCGCCUUGUUCUUGAAACAAUCAAGGACAUUCCAAAGAGUGUCAACGUAUCAACUGGCAGACAAUUGGAUGCAGUCACCAAGGUUGUACUGCACAUCAUAGACAGGAAUAAUUGUCUGCUGCCAGCAUACUUUGCAGAGACAGAGAUUCUCAAGCUAUUCCCUGAGAAUGGACCAGCCAAGCAUUGGGCUAUCGGUGAGGAACUGGCUAACUAUGUGGAUUCCUUCAGGCCCGUUGCCAAUCUGGUCACUAUCACCGGACGUAGUCUGCUGUUACCAGUGAUCGGUCAUUCAAACAAUACCAGUAACUCAUGGAGGUUGGAUCCGGUUACGCUAGCUUUCCCCACUAGAGGGCUCCUUCCAUUUGAACCGGAGACGAUCAAGCCCCAGACAGGUCUGCUACGCUAUGUUCUGAAGCAGCCUUAUUCCAGGGACAUGAUCUGUACUAUUCUCGCACUCAACAAAGGGCAAAAGCAGAAGAGUGUUCCUCUUGAGGAAGAGAUUGCCAAUUUGCUGAUCAUAGCGAUGGAGAAGGCGGAGCUUCAAGACGGCAACCAAUCUAACUGGCCUAUGGCACCCUGGCAACACCUCUCCACACAACUCAUCAUCUUUGCGCUGUUCCAAUUUGUCAGUUUCCCUAGUAUGGUCGAGUCACUGCGUCAGAAGCUGAGCGGUAGAAAUAUAAGGAAAGGGAGAGACCGUCUGAUGUGGGUACUCCUUCAGUUCAUCUCUGGUAGCCUUAAGAAAGCACCUCUCUCUGAUUUCCUGCCGGUGCUCAGCCUCGCAGAUCUGCUCUACCCAGAGAAAAAGGGUCUUCCUUUGCCAGACAUCAACCAGUCAAUGUGCACCCAUGUGUUCUCCAUGGCCUGCAUCUGGAAUCAUCUAGACCACAAGAAAGAGAAGGAGAAAGAGAAGGAGAAGUCUACCUUACAGAGACCACCUCCGCCAGCCAUCAAAACACAUCUAGAGUAUUUGCAGCAGACAUACAAGACACAACAUCUCCCUCUCUCAGACUUCAGGAUAGCACUACAACUCAAUGCAUAUUCCACUGUGGAUGAGAUGUUGACCCGACCUCUCCAGACCCUAGUAGACUACAUCUACUGCACCAAUGCCAACUCUACCGUCCCUCUGCCCGGACCAGCUACCUGUGUGGCCGUAGGAUUGACCGCACCCAUUCCGCUCUCACUCCUGGAUUCACUGACCGUUCAUGCAAAGAUGAGUGUGAUCCAUCUGAUUGUGAACAAGAUUCUUCAGUGGCACAAGCACCCAGGGACCGCCCUCUCUCCUGCUCUGGUAGAAACAUACAGCCGUCUGCUGGCCUACAUAGAGAUUGAGUCACUCGGAAUCAAAGGGUUCACUUGUAGCGUAUUUCCAAAGGUAUGUGAAGUGAGAGCAUGGGGUAUUCUGAACACUCUUUUAGAGCUGCUGAGCUAUCGUCUUCAUCACAUCCAGCCCCACUUCAGAGUGCAGCUCCUGUGUAACCUGCAUAACCUCAGCACACUACCACAGGCCAACCACAACCAACUCUUCUACUGCAUUGAGAGCACCGCCCUGCGUAUCAUCACGAGUCUAGGAAGUGCUGAGGUUCAGCCCCAGCUGUCUCGGUUCCUCAACCAACCCAAGCAGUUACUAUCACAGGAAUCAGAGGAGUUGAAUAGGGCAGUGGUCCUAACACUAGCCAGAGCUAUGCAUGUCACAGGCUCUCAGACUCUGAGUGGUAGUUGGUGUACAGACAUCCUUUCAACUCUAGUCAGUAACACCCCUCACAGUUGGGCUAGCCACACCCUCAAGUGUUUCCCGUCGGCGCUCCAAUCCUUCUUUGAGCAGCAUAACAUGCCGACGGAGAUGAGAGGACUCAAGAGGGCGAUAGAGGAUGAGUACAACAGAUGGACCAGCAUGAUCUCAGAAGCAGAGAGGCUUCAUCAUUUCUCCAAUCCCAGCACACCCCCAUACUUCCUGUGUAUCAUCUGGAAGAUGCUACUCGUCAUGGAUACGGAGCGCAUCACGCCCACUGUUGUGAAGAUUCUGGAGUUGAUUGGACCCAGAGGUUUGUCCAGACACAUCAGAACCUUUGCUGAUUAUCUAGUCUGUGAGUUCUCAACGUCGGCAGGUGGACAACAUGUCAACAUGUGUGUUGAGAAGCUGAACGCUAUGGUAUGGAAACUGAACAUCAUCACUCUAGACAGGCUAGUUCUUAGUUUGGCUCUAAGAAGCCAUGAGGGAAACGAGGCUCAGGUCGGCUUCUUCAUAAUCCAACUGUUGAUUCUCAAACCUAAUGAGUUUAGGACAAGAGUGAGUGACUUUGUGAAAGAGAACUCCCCUGAACACUGGACUCAAUCAGACUGGCAUAGCAAACAUAUGGCCUACCAUAGGAAAUACCCAGAGAAGUUCUUCUAUGAAGGUUUGUGUGAAGAGACUGGUGCCACUCUCACUACUACGCCCCAGUACCUGCCAGUCUACUUCAGCAAUGUGUGUCUCAGAUUCUUGCCUGUGUUUGACAUCUUAAUCCAUCGGUUCCUGGAACUUCCUCCAGUCACCAAGUCACUAGAAACCAUUCUGGAACACCUAGGCUGCCUCUUCAAAUUCCAUGACCGUCCAGUGACAUACCUCUUCAACACACUGCAUUACUAUGAGAAGAAGCUGAGAGAGAGACCAGGAUUGAGAAGGAAGCUUGUCGGAGUAAUCAUCGGAGCUCAGAAAGGCAUCCGACCAAACAACUGGUGCUUGACCCAGGCCUACCAAGAUUUCCUAGCUAAAGGACCAGAAGACUUUGUUUGGUCACCUGAACAUGACUACUACCACAAUGUCAUCAAGAGACUCGUAGACACUCUUUUGGACAAGUCUCCAUUCCCUGUGUUUGACUGGAGAUUCAAUGAGUUUCCUAACAUCUCUGCCCAUGCAUUACACUGUGUCUGUGUGGAGCUCAUGGCUCUAUCCAUCAACCCCAAGGUCGUCGGAGAUGCUCUCCUCGACGUGGUCCUAAAAAACCCCUCUGAGCUUCCUCGUGAGAAUGUGAUGAUAUGGAUCAAUGCUAUUGCUCUUGUCUUGACUUCUCUCCCGGAGACAUAUUGCGAGAUGAUUCAGACCAGGAUUGUAGAGGUCAUCUGCAGGGAACCCUUGGCAGGGUCAAAGGUCAACCCCAUGACCCCCAGGUCAAACCUGAACCACAUGUUUGCCGAGUUCAGCUUUGCCUCGGCCCAUCCUCUGUUCACUGAGGGAGAGAGUGCUUAUGUCAUCGCCAUCACACACGCCAUCUGGCACCACUCUAACAUCGGCCAACUGACACCAUUGCCUCAGUUCCUGAGAGAGCAAGUGAAGCCCCAUGUGAAGACUGAAGAUCAGUUCCUCUUCAUCUGUCACAUUGUAGGACCAUUCCUACAGCGAUUCCAUGAGGAGAGAACUAGAUGCUUGAUGGAGAUUGCGAUAGAGCUGUAUGACAUGCUACAGAGUGUGGAUAGACACAGUCAGCAGAUCACACAUGCAGACACCAUCUGUGACUUCUUCUACCACAUGAAGUACAUGUUCACCGGAGACGGUGUCAAGGCCGACGCAGAGAAGGUCAUCAGGGGGCUGAAGCCACCACUCAGGACCAAGAUGAGGUUCAUUAGUAAAGGGGUGGAGAGUCUAGCGGUCAGCUCACGUCCAGCACCAUACAGCAUCAAUGCUCUAUAGGCCAAUUAAGUAGUGCCUCAGAAAAAGAACAUCACUGUACAAAUUACCUUGUUUAGCAAACUCUUUGUGCCCGUGUCUAGUGCUAUAAUAAUAAUAAUAUUCUGGAUUUGAUAGCGCUUAAUACAAAAUGCCAUCUCUAAGCGCUCUACAUAUGUUAUUACCUUGGUUAUCAGAUUUUUUCACAUACAAUGUGCACCAUCUCCACUCUCUGCUGAGUAUUCCUACCAUAAGGUCACCAUGAGGGCAUAUUACUAGCACAAAGGCUUUUGUCAUCCUACCUCGCCCCCAUUUCUCACCUGGGUAUGGAGUGGCAAAUGUAGAUUAUUGCCUUGCCAAAGGACUUAGUGCCUACAUCAAUGCUUAGUUAAGGAAUAGUCAGCCCCCCCCCCCCCCCAAUCAAACAAAAAAACACUCCAAAAGCCAGGCAAUGUACAGCUUCAAAGUCUUGGAGUAGUCAGUGUUUGCCCAGUGAAACCUCUCUACAGUAUAUCUUAAGGAGUAUCUUGCUUUAGGUCUAAUUGUAUCUCUGUAAAUACUGAAGCAUUCAUAGAGUAAUUGAUUCACAUGUACCUGUAUGCAAGAGAACCCACCAGCACAUGAUAUUCAGUGUCAUUGCCUUGUAGAGCAUCUUUUUUGAGCCGAGUGAACCCUCUUGAAGUGACGCGUCAGGUUUUUAAGAGGGCUGACGACCAAGCGGGCCAUCAGGGUCAAGAUGAGGUUCUUCAGCAAGGGGUCAAGAGUAGAGUCGUCAGCUUUAGUCCCAGUAACAUACAAGACAUGCAUUGAAUUAAUACAUUCCAAGUCUUCAUUUUGUAGGAAAACAAAUCUUGCAUCAGGAGAAAACUGACAAUUAAUUUUCUUCUUUGUAAAUGUAAUGUAAUACAUAGAGUGUUUUCAGUUGAAUCACUGUACCCUAUGCACAGAUUUGUCUAAUGUUUGACGGUUAGUGGUGGACCAGUGUUGGUCAACAGUAACACAACCAGAAAGGCUACAGAAGGUUCAUGCCCCCUCUAUUUUAGAGCAACUUUCAUAGUUUGAAUGUACAUAUACUUGUACAGUGAAACCUGUAUGUAAAGACCACUUAAGGGAGAUAAGAAAAGUGGUCUUUAUGAGCAGUGGUCUUUUUGUACAGGUUCUCUUAGUACAUGUUUUAAUGAGAAACAAUUUGUCAAGGAAAACAAAAAGUGUGGUCUUUAUAGACAGGUGGUCACUAAAUCAGGUUUCACUUUAUAAGGUUCAAGUAGACCCCCUCUAAUUUUGGCCAAGGCUUGUAGCAUCCAAAUUAAAUGUGUGGGGGGGGGGGAGGGGGUAACUACUGUAUCUGGUUUGUUGGAAUCCGGUGGAAAAAGUUUGCCCUUGCUUUUUCUUUAACUAAACUUUAACAGUUUGAUUUUGAACGAAAAGAUGAUUAAAAAGAAAAAAGAUAGGUCUAAUUCUCAUAUACCGGUACAAUAAAUAACAACGUCAGCAAUCAAAAUAUAAGAACUUUCAUCUGUUCAUUUUCUUGAAGCCCCUACUGCGCAUGAUGAGAUCGGCAAUUGCAUAACCUCCCCUCACUAACCCGUACAAUGUACUUCAGUCUCUGUAUAGAGGCGGUCAGUAGAGCCAGACGCAGUGUCAGCGGACUACCGUCUAUAUCAGAGACUAAACUUUCGGUCUACUUCUUGUUAUACGCAGUAAAGUAUGGGACACAAAAUCACCAAAUACCUUGGACUUCCAGAAGUAACACAUUAACCGUACAUGUGCAUUCAAUGCAUUGUAUUAGAGGUUUAUUCUGUCUCAGUGACACAGGGAUAUUCCGUUUGAUUUUAUUUAUUUGUUAAUGUCAGUUUUCUGACAGCAGAAAAUGUUGCAUGUUUUGUAGUGUACAUAUUAGUAGCAGAACGGUGCUAAAUAUUGAAUGUAAAAUUGAUCAUGUUCUCACCAUAUGCAUCGUAUGUUUGGAGCCAGAAGGGCAUUAACUCAUACAGUACAACACAGAGUUAAUGUCCUUGCUCAAAACAGACAGCACGUACUUUGCAGGAAAUUUUGAAUUUGUGUCAAAUAUGUGCUUGCUUGUAAACGAUUUGUAAAUAAAUGUCCUUGCUGACUUAAUUUCCUAUGUGCAACUUGAA